This is a messenger RNA of Eimeria tenella, 5280 nucleotides long. Its product is annotated as transcription regulatory protein SNF2, putative. NCBI's taxonomy places the organism in Eukaryota, Apicomplexa, Conoidasida, Eucoccidiorida, Eimeriidae. Gene Ontology annotation, cellular component: nucleus. The transcript is spliced from 18 exons. The record is from RefSeq and is a predicted model, not a curated record. Gene Ontology annotation, molecular function: ATP-dependent chromatin remodeler activity; DNA binding; ATP binding. The coding region runs from base 1 to 5280 and encodes 1759 amino acids. Gene Ontology annotation, biological process: positive regulation of transcription by RNA polymerase II.
AUGAAGCUCACACAACAGCAUUUGCUGGUGCAGCAGCAGUCCCAGCAUCCGCUGCAGCAGCAACAGCAGCAGCAGCAGCAAGCGCAACGUUUUCCCGACAGUUCAGAGGGUCAGAUGCAGCAGCCAUUAUCGCAACUUACUGGUCAGCUGUCCCAUAUGAAUGGAGGUCAUCUAGCUUAUCCAGUGCAGGGACCCGGGAGGGAUGCAGUGCCUAUUACAGUUACCGCAGCGACGGCAGCUCCUGCCGGGCCCUCUCAGAUGACUCCGAGCUCCACACAACAGCUCCUUGCCCAGCAGCAGCAGCAGCAGUUGAUCGCGCAGCGUGGCCUGUUGCAGCACCUGCAGCAGCAGCAGUUGCAAAAGCAGCAGCUCCAGCAGCAACUACCGGUUGACAUCAUGAAGCCACCACAACUAAUGCAGCAUCAGCAGCAUGUGCGGCAAAGGCGGCUUCAGCUCCAGCAGCUCCAGCAGCAACAACAGCAGCUACAGCAACAACAGUUGCAGUUGCUACGCACCCCGGAGUCUCCUGGGCUGUAUAGUGCUUUCUGCCGGCUGCUGCAGCAACUGUCCCUCCACCGGAUGUCUUUACGGGACGCUCGGGUACGCGUGUUGCUGGUCGUACUGAGGUGGUUGCAGCAGCAGCAGCAACAGCAAACAGAACCCUCUCGGUUGUUUAGGGACGACCAGUUUGAGCGGCUCGUGAAGCAGACUCGGGCAUACAUGCGGCUGCUGCUGUUGCAGCAACCCCUAAAGGAGGACGAACUUCUGCAGCUAGGGCUUUCUCCAGCCCUUGGGUUUAAGCCCAAUCGUGAGUUUAUUGCUGCUGUCGCUGCAUCAGCAGAAGUGGGCACAAAUUACAAGCCUCCAGCGCCGAAGGAGCAGCACCAGCAACGUCCUCGGAGCCACCAGCUCUUCGUUCAACUGUAUGAGCAGCAGCUUCAGCAGCAUCAACAGCGUGCGCUAGAAGCUCUGGAACAACAAACCCACAAGUAUGAAGAGGUGGCGCGCCUGCGACUCGAGAAAGAAGAGCAACAGCAGCAUCAAGAAGAACAGCAACAGCAGCUUCAGGAACAGCGACAGCAGCCAGGCACCUCAAAAGACAACGCGUUACACACGUGUCUAGACGUCGGAGGCAGCUCGGAAGAGCAACGGCACCAGCUGCUUGAGAAGCAUAUGCGAAAGCAGCAACAAGUGGACACCAAGGAGUCGAAAAGAGAGGAUGAUGCUGCACUACACAGCAGUAACAACAGCUGUUGUGCAGCAGAGGCAGCUGGUGCAGCACAGGUUGCAUCAUCUACUGCAUUGACAGAGGAAGAAAGCGAUGCUGACGGCUUCCUGUCUUCUUCGGAUGAGUGGUGGGGCGUGGGCGGCCUGGAAUGUCCUGUGGACGACGGAAAUAGCGGCAGCAUGCAAGAAAGAGCACGCAUCAGUCGGCUACAGCGGAGGCUUUUGAUUCUAGCGCCAUUUCAGAAGCAAAUACGGGAAGAGGUGGUGGCCCAAAGAAUCACAGAAAGCCCUGCGCAGCUUCCUCCCCUACAGCACCUGCCCGUGAGGCUGGCGAGAAAGCACAGAGCACUGCGCUUGCUGCGUGAACGAGGAGACCGGAUGACAGCGGCCCGGCAGCAGCAGCAACAGCAGCGGCAGCAGGUGCUGCAGCAGCUGUUUGACAGUCAUAGACGAACCUUCUUGCAGCAGCAGCGGGACGUGCUGCGGCAGUUGAGACGGGUUGCUGCUGCAGUCAAGAGGAAGAAGACAGCAGCAGCGGAUGGAGGAGAGGGUGCUGCCAGUUGCGGCCACCCGCUUCAUCCCACAGAUUGUGGCUGCCCCGGCGCGGCUGCUGUGGCGGCACAGAUGAGAAAGGAAAGAUUGGACGCUUUGCGGAAACACGAUGAGGCGGGCUACUUGAAGCUGCUUCAGGAGACCAAGAACGAGCGGCUACUACAGCUUGUUCGCCAGACCGAGGGAUACAUGCAGCAAAUAGGCAGCCUUGUUGUGGAGCAGCGGGAGAGAGAAGGCAUAAAUGUUCCAUCAACAGAGGAGGAAACAGAUGGAGCUGCUGAAGAGGCAUCUGGCUCCCUGUCGUCUUCAUUUCUUUUUUCCAAGGAAAGAUAUUACCGCAUAACGCAUAGUCAGCGGGAGAAGGUGACGGAGUUGCCGUCCUGUCUCAAAGGGGGGACACUCCGGCCGUACCAGAUGGAGGGGCUGAAUUGGCUCGUUUCACUGCAUAACAAUGGUCUCAACGGGAUUCUGGCAGACUGCAUGGGCCUGGGCAAGACGGUACAAACGGUCUCUUUCUUGGCAUAUUUGUACGAGAAGAAAGGAGUGCGCAACCCUCACCUUAUUCUCGCCCCUCUCUCGACGCUACACGGCAACUGGAGGCUUGAGUUCAAGAAGUGGUGGCCCUCUCUGCGCAUUGUUGUUUACGAAGGAGCCAAAGAUGUACGCAAAGCGCUGCGCAGUCGCAUCGUUUCGGGUGUGCGUGUAGAGGGGAGCGGCCAGGAGACACAGCGCUUUCUGGAACCCCUAUUUGAUGUCUUGCUGACUACAGACGCUUUUGUUCUGCGAGACAAGAGUUUCCUUAAAAAAAUACAGUGGGAGUAUUUAAUUGUUGACGAGGCUCACAGGCUAAAGAAUCCCAACAGCAAGUUGGUGCAAACCCUCAACUCUGGCUUCUCUAUACGCAGGCGUAUUGCUCUCACGGGUACUCCUCUGCAGAACGACAUCGUGGAGGUCUGGGCGCUUUUGAAUUUUUUGAUGCCGUCGAUUUUCAACGCCAAGUUGAAUUUUGAACAGUGGCUAAAUGUUCCCCUUGGUGCCGCGCCGCUCGGGGGCCCUGCGGGGGCUGGUGGGGACGACCAGCCGCACGCCAUAACUGUGACUGAGGAAGAGAAGCUGCUUAUCAUAGAUAGAUUGCAUAAGGUCUUGCGGCCGUUUCUGCUGCGGCGCGAAAAGGCGGAAGUGGCAAACGAACUUCCCUCAAAGCAAGAAGAGAUUGUGUGGUGCCCUCUGUCGGGCAUUCAGAGAAUUCUUUACCGCAUUAUAGAGGAGAGUCCAAUGGGCCACAAUCGCAUGGUGCAACUCCGCAAAGUUUGCAAUCAUCCGUUUCUUUUCUGUUUUAGCUCGUUUACUCCUGAUGAGAGUCUGGUGCGGUGCUGCGGGAAGUUCGCCAUGCUGGACGUAUUACUGCCAGCGCUAAAGGCGGCACAGCACCGGGUGUUGGUCUUCAGUCAAAUGACGAAGCUGUUGGACCUUCUCGAGGCCUACUUGUCCUUGCGGGGCUACCGCUAUCUGCGGCUAGAUGGCGGGACGUCCAGCGAGGAACGUCAGACACGCUUGGCUCUGUACAAUCAGGAGAAUUCGCCCUAUUUUCUUUUUAUAUUGUCCACAAAGGCAGGAGGACUGGGAGUUAAUCUUCAAUCGGCAGACACUGUAAUCAUCUUUGAUUCCGAUUGGAACCCGCAAAACGACGAACAAGCUCAGUCGAGGGCGCACCGCAUAGGGCAGAAGCGCGAGGUCUUGACUAUUCGUUUCGUGACGCCUUCCUCUGUAGAGGAGCAAAUUCUUCAUUCUGCGGAGCUGAAGCUGGACAAGGAUGCUCUUGUCAUUAAAAGCGGAAUGUACAACGGAGAACUACAAGAUAGGGAGACAGAGAGACAGGAACAAGUCCGGGAAAUCCUUCGACGCCGCAAACAACUGGAGGCCAACCUCACCCGGCCGUUCGAUUUUGCAAUUCUGAAGAACCAACUUUCCAGAAACCCCGCGGAGUCUCGCGUCUUUGAUGCGCUUCAGAAAAUUCGACAGCUGCUGCAUAUACCUGGACUCAUCUACGGCGAGGCGGUGCCACCGUGCCUCUUUCGGUGGUCGAAGACAGUUGAACGUUCCCAGACUGACCUCGUUGAGAAUACAGCACAGGCGGCUCAAGACUGGAAGAUUGGCUAUGCCCUUUCAGAUUUCUGGACGACCCAGCGCAAGAAGAAACAACCGCCUGCUGCCACAAUGAGUCUGCAGCUCGUCGGGGGAAGCGUCUCCCCGUUGCUCCCACAGCCCAUUGCAUCUGCAGCACUAGCCUCAUUACCAUCAGCAGCUUCAGCGCCAGCUGGUCCUCCUGCCGCUACAGCGGAUCCCGCACAGCAAGAGGGAUGCGCUAGUUUGGCACUGCAGCAGUCACAGCUGCAGCUGGAGGCCCACCCUCAGAGCCACAUGCAAGUGCAGCAGCAGUGCCAGCAGCAGCAGGAGCGGCAGCAAGAGCAAUUGAAGCAGGUGUUGCAUGCUCCGGAAGUACCAUCUGCAUUCUUGACCGCAUCUGCUGACGGAAACGUUACGCAUGCAGUAGAUGAUGCGCCUGCAGCAGCGGCUUCCGCAUCAGGAACCCAAGGGGAAUCCAUAACAGGAAACUUAGAAAAACCGCUUCUGGCAGUGGCAACUGGCACAGUGCAGGUAGCUGGACCGUCACUUGGAGGUACUUCUGAGCCUGCUACAGUUGCUGGUGGAGCAGAGGUGGGCAUGACGAGAUCAGACAGUAAGCAGAGGUCUUUCGGUGCUGAGCAUGCAGAUCAAUCCUCUGUUCGUUCUGCUGCUCCUGGCGGAGGUGAAGUUACUCCGGAAGCAUCUGUUUUGGCUGGAGGCACAACAGCAGAGCCCUCAGAGGUGACUGAAGCUGGGCUUGGGUCGAUUGAGGCAGCAUGCACAACUGCAGCGGUAGAAGGAGUGGCUUCCAAUCCGGAAACAUCGGAUGGAGCUGCAGCAGCAUCGACAGGAGCUGUUCUGGACAGGCUCUCCUCUUGUGGAACAAGCCCGCUGACAGGCAGCGCAGCACCGUCAGUUGUGGCUAACUUCAACACAAAACAUCCUUCAGCCGGCGCCGCAACAACAGCAGCAAAAGCAGAAUCAACCGUUGCGGCUGAUGCUGUUGUUGUUGCAAAUGCUGGCGGCCGAGAUAGCAGUAGCGUCGCUGGAGGCCCUGGUGUGCGCGGAAUUCCCGGAGGUAGCAGCGGCUGUGUCGAUCUUUGGGGCUGCGGGGAGGGGCAGGAGGGAGACAGCGCUGGGGCUGCUGCUGCAUGCUUGGCAGACCCUCAGAGAUGGCGCGCGCUUUUGAAUGGGGCCAUAUCUCAGGCCUUAACGGAAGCCAUACAGGAGUCGCGAUUUUCCGCCUUUGUUGAGCUGCCCAGCCCAACGGUCUACAAGGAUUACUACGAGUGUGUUUCUCCAGCACUGUUUUUUCUUGUGUGGAUAUGUGUUACGUGUAUUGACUUCUGCGUAGUUGUGUUUCUCACGAUGUAA